Pollicipes pollicipes is the source of this 3348-nucleotide messenger RNA. RefSeq names its product translocation protein Sec63 (gene Sec63). The record is from RefSeq and is a predicted model, not a curated record. Gene Ontology annotation, cellular component: Sec62/Sec63 complex. NCBI's taxonomy places the organism in Eukaryota, Metazoa, Arthropoda, Thecostraca, Pollicipedomorpha, Pollicipedidae. The transcript is spliced from 13 exons. Gene Ontology annotation, biological process: post-translational protein targeting to endoplasmic reticulum membrane; SRP-dependent cotranslational protein targeting to membrane. The coding region runs from base 210 to 2459 and encodes 749 amino acids. Gene Ontology annotation, molecular function: transmembrane protein transporter activity; RNA binding.
UCAGAGUCAGGCGCGGCGUUCUGUUAAAUAACCGUAAAGUAAUAACGGAGCGUGCGUUGGGUGGUAUAAGUCGAUAACAGGCCGUCCGCAGAAAGAACCGAUACGAGAAGGUUUCAAAUUAAUCUGCGUCCUUCGAAGUCCUUUGGGAAGUGCGGCAUAUCUUGGUGUGCAUCUGUUCUUGCACAGUACGAACAUAUUGAUUGUGCAUCAUGGCAGGCCAAAAGUUCGAGUAUGAUGAAAGUGGCUCAACGUUUUAUUACUUCCUUCUUUGCUUCCUGGGGCUAGUAUUGGCUCCAGCCUCCUACGUAUAUUUCCUUAAAGAUGAUAAGAAAGACGACGUGUCCGAAACAAGGGACGUCAGCCUGUGCCAGUGCGGUGGCUGUGUGAGAAAACGGCACUUGCUGAAGCUGAAGGAGCCUUCGAAAAAAUGGAAACGGCGGACAGUGCAGGUGCUGCUGGUACUGGGGUGGAUCGCUGUCGCUAUGCUGGUGCAGAGGGUGCGCGAGUUCGACUACGAGUACGCCAACUUCGACCCGUACGACAUCCUCAGCGUGUCACCGGGAGCGAACAAGGCGGAUAUCAAGAAGGCCUACAAAAAGCUGUCGCUCACUGAGCAUCCCGAUAAGGGAGGAGACGAGAAGAAGUUCGUCAAGAUUAGCAAAGCGUACCAGGCUCUGACCGACGACGUAGCGCGGCGCAACUGGGAGCUGUACGGCAACCCAGACGGGCCGGGCGUCAUGAACUUCGGCAUCGCACUGCCCUCGUGGAUUGUGCAGAAGGAGAACUCGGUCUGGGUGCUGGGCGUGUAUACGCUGGUCUUCAUGAUCGCCCUGCCAACGGUGGUUGGCGUCUGGUGGUACAAUUCGAUCAAGUUCUCCGGAGAUCAGGUGCUGUUGGACACCACCCAGCUGUACUUCUACUUCUUCCACAAGACGCCGCACAUGAUGCUGCGCCGGGUGCUCAUGGUGCUGAGUGCUUCGCUGGAGUUCGAGCGCGGUCACAACUCAGAGGUACAGAUGCGGCCCAGCGACAACUUCGAGGUGCCGCUGCUCAUCAAGCGGCUGCCCAACCUCAGCGAGAACAACAAGGAGCGGCCGCUGUGCUUCGAGUACUCGGUCAAGGCGCGCUGCCUGCUGCACGCGCACCUGACGCGCCUGCCUCUGCCGCCGGCCACGCUGGAGGAGGACCGCAGCGAAAUUGUGCGCAAGUGCCCGUACCUGAUCCAGGAGAUGGUGACGUGCAUCAGCCAGCUGGUGAUGCUGGCGCACGCCGGCCGUAUCUCGCGCCUGCCCAGCCUGGAGACCAUCGACAACACCAUGAAGCUGUGCCCGAUGGUGGUGCAGGCACUCUGGGACUCAAAGUCGGUGCUGCUUCAGCUGCCGCAUGUCGACGAGACCUUUCUCCGCUACUUCGUCGAUAAGAAGCGCAAGAUCAACGUGAAGACGUUGCAGCAGUUUGCCGAGCUCGACCCGCUGGACCGGCGUCACGUGCUGAGAAACCUGGGGGACGAGGAGGCGCAGAACGUAGAGAACGUGCUGCUGCACAUGCCGCACGUCACGAUGGACGUCACGUCCGAGGUGUUGGAUGACGAGAACUCGGGCGAGUUCACUGCCGGGGCCAUCACCACGGUGACUGUCCGCCUGACCCGCCGUGACCUGGGAGAGGCGCACCAGCAGGAGCAGCCGGACAAGGUGGAGCCGGACCAUGAGGACGGUGCUGGAGACGAGGCCAAACACGAGCAGAAUAAAACUCCUGUUUGGAUGAAGAACAAGAAAAAAGCCAAGACGGGCAAGAAGCCGGCCAAGAAGCACACCAAAGUGAAGUCUCAAAAGCCGGACGAAUCACCGAAGCCUUCUAGUGAGCGCUCUGAGGAGCACGCGUCGGCCAGCGACGACGAGCGCGCCUCGGCCGACGAGUCGGACCGGUCCGGCGCCGGCUCCGACAGCGACGACGAGUCGGCGACGGCCGGCCGGCCCGGCCGCACGGCCGACGAGCGCGAGACCGACGACGAGGAGUGGGAGCGCUUCCAGUCGCGCAUCAACAAGCGCGGCAAGGCGCUGGAGACGAAGUCGCGCGUCUCGCACGCCGUGCACGCGCCGCACUUCCCCGACGAGAAGCAAGAGUACUGGUGGGUGUUCGUGUGCGACCGCAAGAACAAGGGACUGGUGACGGCGCCGUUCCAAGUGACCGACCUGGUGACCGAGGCCGAGGUGGAGCUCAAGUUCACGGCGCCGCGCAAGCCGGGCCUGUACACCUUCACCGUCGUACUCCGGUCCGACUCCUACCUGGGCUUCGACCAGGCUAAAGAUAUCAAGCUGGACGUCAAGCAGGCGUACGAGAUACCGGUGGAGCACCCGCAGUGGGAUAUUAGCGACGAGGAGGAUAAGUCGGACGACGAGAGUGACGUGGACGAGUUCGCCACCGACGACGAGCUGGAUGAAUCGGAGCUGGAGGGCUAAGACGAGUUGCCGGGCCCGCAUCGUCCGGCCGGUGUCGCCACACGGGUGGGGGGGGGGGGGGGGGGGGACUGGUACGAGCCCAGCAAGGGCAUGGCGAACGAGGGAGAAAUACAUGCAACAGGUCACGAGGGCUCGUUUUCUCCGCUGUGGUCUGGGAUGGGUGGGAUGGACGAAGCUCCGCUGUGCCGGUACUCCGCGCGUCGGCUAUAUUCCAUGUGUGCGAGAGCUUGUGUGAGCGAGAGGUGCGACACCGGGGGUCGGCGGUGGCGCCGGCUGCGCUCCUGCACCGGCGCGCGUAUACCAGCGAGCUGUCCAGACGUGCAAACCCACCCACUUAUCAAACCCACACACCCAAACCCACCCACAAACCCACUCAGCGCCAGUCGGCGGGGGCGGCAGGCGCUCCCUGCACCUGGCGUGUGCGUACCGUCGGGUCGACAAUACGCCCAUAUACAACAAUAAUAAACGACAAUGUAUGCGACAACAAACAAAAAAAUAUACGACCUCAGAACCCCUCUUCCAUACGCCGCGUCUGUCCCCCUUACACUGCGCACAAGGGAAUGUAACACCAGUUGUGCGACGCGACGGGCGCGUCCACAGGCCUGCAGCGGCCCCACCCCCCCUAAUGCCGCUGCUCACACACAGUAGCAGAUGAAUGGAGAGCCAGCCGGGCCGGGCCGGUCUGUUCAUGUGGUGCGAGGUCAGUGUUGUGGCGACGGACGUGGUGCGCGCGGGUCAUGUGAGGUCGUGAGCGUGUGUGCGAGUCUCCGUGGUGGUGAUGGUUGCGUCCCGUUCGUUGCUUGCUGUGCACGUUUCUUAGUUUUCUUCUCUGCGUCGUAAGUUUCGGGGCAUUUGUGAAGUAUUUUAUGAAAUAAACAUCAGAUGGAUG